This is a messenger RNA of Sardina pilchardus (European sardine), 7461 nucleotides long. RefSeq names its product adenylate cyclase 5 (gene adcy5). Gene Ontology annotation, molecular function: adenylate cyclase activity. The record is from RefSeq and is a predicted model, not a curated record. NCBI's taxonomy places the organism in Eukaryota, Metazoa, Chordata, Actinopteri, Clupeiformes, Clupeidae. Gene Ontology annotation, biological process: adenylate cyclase-activating G protein-coupled receptor signaling pathway; intracellular signal transduction; cAMP biosynthetic process. The coding region runs from base 1164 to 4739 and encodes 1191 amino acids. The transcript has 21 exons. Gene Ontology annotation, cellular component: plasma membrane.
UCAAUACUGUGUAUCUCGUCGUGGUCAGUCCGCAGAAGAUUUUUUUCGUGCUGGAGGUCUUCAAAACGACUCUUGCACUGCCACUCUCUGAUGUGGACUAAAUUCAUAGCUCUGCAAGUGGAAAAUAAUCUGCAUUUUUAACGCGCUGACGUCUGUGAUGCUGCAUGAAUCCGCAUGGACAAAAUGUGUUGGUGAUUGGGAAAGGGGAUCUUGAUCACAAACAAACAGCUGCAACAUAACCUAAAACCGGGACAGUGUGAGCGUUGCAUUUGAAGAUUCACGAGUGUCGUCACUCAUCGUGCGGUAAAAUCACCAUGCUGUCCUUGUGGUCAAUGAACAUUUGCGUGGGUCGAGAAGAUCGCGCGUUUGAGAGGAAAUCAUAUGUGUCUGACCAUGCGCUGGGCUGCAUCCCUAAGCUCCUCACAGGUGGACGACUUGCUUAAAUCAAUGAAUCAAUACAGAUAGCAGCAUGUAGCCUAGAUGCUAUUUUCUUUUUGCCGUGUUUUCCUGCCUCGGCUUACCGGAUGUUUUAUUUUCUACACCAGCAGAUAAAAAGGGGCGAAUAGGAGGACAUGCCAUAGUUAACAUUACUCGCCCACUGAUGUUGCUGCUGACAUUUGGCGAUUUGAUGUAUUGACAGAACAUGACAUAUGUGCCGAGAAUUCUCUCCGUAUCAGGACUUUGUGCCUGUGAUGAUCUAGUCGUCUUGGGAUGAGUCCCAAAUGACCGGUACCUUAUUUAAUUGUUUUUAAGUGGUUUCUAAAGCAGUUGACAUGUUAUGGAGACUGAGUCUAAUGAAUUAGAAUGGGCCUAUGGGCUACUACUGAAAUGGCAUCUUCUUGCGCGCAACAUCAAUGGUUAUUGUUUGCAGCCUAUCAAAUGUUGAAGUGGCGUCAAGAUGUUUACCACUGCACUUAGCACAAUGAACUCAAGUCUUUCAGGAAAUCUGAUAUUUAAUUUUGUAGUGAAUACAUAGCUUGAGUACUCAGAGAUAAACCUUGUUCAGAGGAACGCUUUUCUUUGAAGUCCAUUUUGGAGAGAAAUUAUGAUCGCAAGCAACAAUCAGUGAAACGGCCUAGUUUUAGGAAUGGGAAAGUUUUUUUAGGAAAGUUUAUUUAUUAGCUGUUACCUUUUAAACUGACGAGUGGUCAGGACUAAGCAGCAUGUCUAGAUCGAACAGUGUAAGCCCGCCCGGCGUCGGUGCUCCUGGGUUGAGGGGAGGGACGGAGCACAGAUCUGCUUGGGGCGAGUCAGAGGCCGUAGCGAACGGAUGUCCAUACUCGGCCCGAUCCUCCACCAGAAGGCUCGCACGGUCCAACAGCAGAUGGAGGGAGGAGGACGAUUUCGACCGACAACCGGGGCGAGCUACCACAACCGUCAGCCGAGUUAGUUUCAGGUCCAAGUCUGCGUGGCAAGAACAUGGGGAGGAGAGUCGCAACAAUAACCGUUCGUCCCCAAGGUACGCGGAUGGCGAAGUGAGACCCAAGUCGGUGGAGUUGGGUCUGGAGGAGAGGAGAACCAAAUCAAAGUCGGAGGAGGAGGACGCCGUGCCCGACGUCCACUUUUCUAUGUUCUCAAUGGUCGCAUGCUGCACCAGCGUGAUGCAUAUUUUCAAGUCCAAAAAGUUUCAGUCGGAGAAGUUGGAGAAGUUAUACCAGCGCUACUUUUUCCGACUGAACCAGAGCAGCUUGACCAUGCUCAUGGCUGUGUUGGUGCUUGUAUGUGCGGUCAUGCUGGGAUUCCACUGCGCCGGAGGCAUCUGUCGCCUAACUUAUGUGGUUGUUUUCUCAAUGGCUAUUUUGCUUAUCCUUGUGUUAAUGAUCGUGUGCAAUCGGAAUGGAUUUCACCAGGACCACAUGUGGAUCGUCUGCUACGUAGUAAUCCUUGUCGUGCUGGUAGUACAGGUGAUAGGUGUUAUUCUCGUGCAGCCCAGAAGUGCUUCGGAAGGAAUAUGGUGGACCGUUUUCUUCAUUCAUGUCAUCUACACGCUGCUCCCGGUCAGAAUGCGAGCAGCGGUCAUCACUGGGGUGGUGUUGUCUGCUGUUCAUGUCAUCAUUUCGUGGAAGCUCAACGAGGUGGACGUUCUCUUGUGGAAGCAGCUGGUGUCCAACGUGCUGAUCUUCUCGUGCACCAACAUCGUGGGCGUGUGCACGCACUACCCAGCCGAGGGCUCCCAGAGGCAGGCCUUCCAGGAGACGCGCGAGUGCAUCCAGGCUCGCCUCCACUCCCAGAGGGAAAACCAGCAGCAGGAACGCCUCCUCCUAUCUGUGCUUCCCCGCCACGUUGCCAUGGAGAUGAAAGCCGACAUCAACGCCAAGCAGGAGGAUAUGAUGUUUCACAAGAUCUACAUCCAGAAACACGACAACGUUAGCAUCCUGUUUGCGGACAUCGAGGGCUUCACCAGCCUGGCCUCCCAAUGCACAGCGCAGGAGCUCGUCAUGACGCUCAACGAACUCUUCGCCCGCUUCGACAAGCUGGCGGCGGAGAACCACUGCCUGCGCAUCAAGAUCCUGGGCGACUGCUACUACUGCGUGUCGGGCCUCCCGGAGGCGCGCGCCGACCACGCUCACUGCUGCGUGGAGAUGGGGGUGGACAUGAUCGAGGCCAUCUCGUUGGUGCGUGAGGUGACUGGCGUGAAUGUGAACAUGCGCGUGGGUAUCCACAGUGGGCGCGUGCACUGCGGGGUGCUUGGCCUACGCAAGUGGCAGUUUGACGUGUGGUCCAACGACGUCACGCUGGCCAAUCACAUGGAGGCUGGAGGCAAAGCUGGACGGAUCCAUAUCACCAAAGCCACGCUGAACUACCUGAAUGGAGACUACGAUGUGGAACCGGGUUACGGGGGGGAGAGGAACGUUUAUCUGAAGAAGCACAACAUCGAAACCUACCUCAUAGUGGGAUGCAGCCAGAAAAGGAAAGAGGAGAAGGCCAUGAUCGCCAAGAUGAACCGGCAGCGGACCAACUCGGUCUCCCACAACGCAGCACACUGGACCGACCGGCCCUUCUACAACCACCUGGGCGGCAACCAGGUCUCCAAGGAGAUGAAGAGGAUGGGCUUUGAAGAUCCCAAGGACAAAAACACGCAGGAGAACCUGAACCCCGAGGACGAGGUGGAUGAGUUCCUGGGCCGGGCCAUCGACGCGCGCAGCAUCGACCGCCUGCGCUCCGAGCACGUCAAGAAGUUCCUCCUCACCUUCCGAGAGCCAGACCUGGAGAAGAAGUAUGCCAAACAGGUGGACUCCAGGUUUGGGGCGUACGUGGCCUGUGCCUCCCUCGUCUUCUUGUUUAUCUGCUUCAUUCAGAUCGUCAUCGUGCCACAUUCGAGCCUGAUGAUUGGGUUCUACGUGACCUGUCUGAUCCUCCUGAUGGUGGUCAUGUUCAUCUCCGCCAUAUACUCUUGUUUUGGGGUUUUCCCAGUGCCUCUGCAGACGAUGUCCAAGCGCAUCGUCCAGUCCCGGCUGAACAGCAGUCUAGUGGGCGUCUUCACCAUCAUCCUGGUGUUCCUCUCCGCCUUCAUCAACGUCUUCACCUGUAGUACGGCCAACCUGAGGAUGUGCCUGGGUCGGGAGUUCAACGUGACCCCCAGCAGUGUGAACGCGUGCCACGUGCGGCGCUCGGCCUUCAACUACUCCCUGGGCACGCUGGAGGGCUUCUGCAGCAGCGGCGCGCCCAACUGCAACUUCCCCGAGUACUUCUCGUCGUGCGUGCUGCUGAGCCUGCUGGCCUGCUCCGUGUUCCUGCAGGUGAGCAGCCUUGGGAAGCUCUUCCUCAUGCUCUUCAUCGAGGUGCUCUACGUGCUCAUCCUGGAGGUGCCCGAGGUCACCCUCUUCGACAACGUGGACCUGCUGGUCAUGGCCAACGCCAUUCAGCACAUCAAUGGAACAAGUUGUGUGAUGGACUCCAAGGUGCCGCUGAAGAUUGUGACUCCGGUGGUCAUCACCGUGUUUGUGCUGGCCCUUUACCUCCACGCUCAACAGGUGGAGUCCACAGCCAGACUGGACUUCCUGUGGAAGCUGCAGGCCACAGAGGAGAAAGAGGAGAUGGAGGAGCUGCAGGCCUACAACCGGCGCCUCCUGCACAACAUCCUGCCCAAGGACGUGGCGGCGCACUUCCUCCAGCGGGAGCGGCGCAACGACGAGCUCUACUACCAGUCGUGCGAGUGCGUCGCCGUCAUGUUCGCCUCCAUCAGCAACUUCUCCGAGUUCUACGUGGAGCUCGAGGCCAACAACGAGGGCGUCGAGUGCCUGAGGCUGCUCAACGAGAUCAUCGCCGACUUUGACGAGAUCAUCAGCGAAGACCGGUUCCGUCAGCUGGAGAAGAUCAAGACCAUCGGCAGCACGUACAUGGCCGCCUCUGGCCUCAACGACUCCACGUACGACAAGGCGGGCCGCUCGCACAUCCGCGCCCUGGCCGACUACGCCAUGCGCCUCAUGGAGCAGAUGAAGCACAUCAACGAGCACUCCUUCAACAACUUCAAGAUGAAGAUCGGUCUCAACAUGGGGCCCGUGGUGGCAGGGGUCAUCGGGGCACGGAAGCCUCAGUACGACAUCUGGGGGAACACGGUGAACGUGGCCAGCCGGAUGGACAGCACAGGUGUGCCAGAGAGGAUCCAGGUGACUACUGACCUGUACCAGGUCCUGAACUCCUACAACUACGUCCUUGAGCACCGGGGGGUCGUGAAGGUCAAGGGCAAAGGAGAAAUGACAACUUACUUCUUGAACGGCGGGCCCAGCAGCAGUUAACACCCCUGACUCCCCCCUCCCCCAGACGCAGCGACAGAGGCCGAGGAAACAGUUACUCUGAGGGGGGGUGGAGAGGAGAGGAAGAGGAAGAUUAGUGGAAGAGGAGUAGAGGAGGAGGAGGGGGAGAGGUGGGAAGGUGGACAGACAAUGUUUGUGUGCAGCUGAACCAGCAGUAGACCUACAGGACACUUCAGCCUGACACUCUUCUGUCUCCUAUGUGUAUUGUUAUCAAACAGCCCCCCCCCCCAGCCUCCUAAUCUGUUGGGGGCUCUCUGCUUGGUUGGAAUGCUGUGGAGCCUUGACACCCCCACCCCACACGCCUGACUCCUUCUGAAAGGACCGGAGGACCUCCACAACACGGUGGCCUUUUCAGGGGUGCGCAGCAAAACACCAAAAGAGGCCAAAGAAGCGCCAACCUGCUGGACCAGAGACUUGAAAGCCGGAGUCCAAAAUGUCUGUUUUCCUUUAACUUGAGUGCAACAGAUCCUCGAACUCAGAAGUGGUCUUUUCUCUCCUCUUCCCUUCACUCUCUCUUCUCUUCUCUUCCUUUCACUCUCUCUCUCUCUCUCUCUCUCUCUCUAUCUCUCUCUCCGCCCUGAUGAGGGUCAGAGGGGCUGUGGUCACUGUGACUCACGCCUCUCGUUAAGGUCCAGGAGCUCUCCAUAGCCUGGCACAAGGACCCUGAACUGUGUAUACGUGUAACACACUUCAGCUGUUUUAUGCGUAUAUCUUAAAUCCUUGAUUUGAGCCAGUGUGUGCUUCACAUUGUCCUUUGAAACACCAUCGAGUGGUACAGAUGUGGCGGUGGUGUCAAACACUGGGUGAACUGUAACAUGGCUUCCAGGCCAGCCAAGACCCGUGGCACCGCCAACCCUUUACUGCAGAGGUUCUCCAACUCUACCUGGGAGGCUACCAGGCUCGCCUGAUGUAAGAAAACAAGAGCUCACAGUGUUAUCUGUCUGGGUACUUGAAUGAACAGAUUGAGACUGUGUGUGUGUGUGUGUGUUUGUGUGUGCGUGUGUGCGCGUGUGCGCGUGCAUGCGCACGCAUGUGUGUAUGCACAUGUGAUUGUGUGUGUGUGUGUUCGUAUGUAAUAUACACGUGUAUUUACACGUUCGUCCCAUCUCCCCAUGCCCAGAUACUCACACACAGUCCCACUGAUGUCCGUUUAAACUGAAGACACUUUCAAUGACAGAGAGAAAGUCCAAGUAAGGGUCUUUUGUAUUUAUGACAUUUUUGUAUUUUGACUCAAAAUACCAAACCUUCAAAUAUUUUAGAUUCUAUAUUUUCUACAUUGAUAAGAGAGCAGGCGUGAAAGAGAAAUCUAUGGACGCCAAUUAUGUGUAUUGAGAUGUAUAUAGCUGAUGGAAAUGUAAUUACGAGCGUGCACAUUUUUACACUCACUGCAACACAAGAGAACCACAUGGCGCUAGUGCGUUGAAAACCAUGUAGCUCCAAGAAUCACAUGGUCACCACUCUCAGUCUGAGAAGGCUUGUCCGAAUACCCCCUUACCACUCCUUUUUUUAUACCUACUACACAGGAAGAGGUUAGCUUCUCCUAACCCUAACCCCCCUGAGGUACACUAGGACAGGAUUACUGAGAAACGUAAGUUCAUGAAGGUUAAAUCAAACAGUGUUAAACAUUUUAAAAGGCCUUUUAAGGUUGUCAGCUAAGGUUGUCAGCUAGCUUGCUAGCCUGUUCAGAACGUGACACAGUGGUGUGAAUUGCUGUGGAGAAGGUUGUGUACCGUAAUAGUUUGUGAUAUCCGAAGUCACGGAGAUGAUGUCUUUCAGGAGCCUCAGAGCCAUUCCCUUUGCACUGCACUUCUGACAACCCCUGAGCCAACAUCAUCCCUCCCAAACCCUUACCCCCCCACCCCCAACUUAAUCAGAUGGUACGACCCAAUGAAUGUCCAUAGACUAUUCUCCAAUGAGGCCUUUGUAAUUGUAGGUGUAGUGAGUGGUUGCAUUUGCCACUGUAUAUCAAUGCCAAGUGGACUUGUGGGAGAGCCACAAGCACCAAUGACCUGCUGUUUAGUUCUUCUUAAUGUACCUGUUUUCUGGAAACACUUCAGCGAGCGCUGGUGUUGUCACGUUGAAAAAAAAAUGCUAUUUCAGGUUUCUUACAACACCUUCCUUCCAAUAGUUUUUUCUCUCUCUCUUCUGCUUAACCAGCGACUGUAGAAUGAGCCGUGUUUUAUGAGUGCAGUCUUGAAAUAGAUAUUGCCUUGCUUUUUUGGACCAAGUCUAUGGCCAAUGUUGUACCUUUUAGAGGGAAAACCUAUACGGACAUCAAGCAAAAGGCUUCCAAGAAACACUGUAGUUACUCCGAAAUAUAAUCAGGAACACUUUCUGACAGUUUAGUUAAAUAAACUCGCCAUUUUUUUUUUUUUAAACAGCAGAGUUUGGAAUUUAGAACUGUUUUGACUCAAGAUCUGUCUAGUCCCAUUUCUGUGCUUUAAAACGCAAUUCCAUUUAAGGUAGUGGUACUUAUGUUUACAUUUUUUUUUCUGUGUGGAAGAAAAACUACAUAUUUAUCAACCCCUUCCACUCAAACUAAAAUUACUAUGGUAGCCUGUAAGGCCAUCCAACUGGUUAAAGAGAGGGAAAAUCGGGUGAGUGCAAAUCCCUGCAGUUAAAAACUUUGGGUUGUCUUCUGCUUCUCUAUCAUGUUCAACACUAUUCUGUUUUUUUUACAUUCAAAUAAACCACUACAAUGUUC